Molecule: messenger RNA, 942 nt
Organism: Xyrauchen texanus (razorback sucker)
Lineage: Eukaryota; Metazoa; Chordata; Actinopteri; Cypriniformes; Catostomidae
Product: 15-hydroxyprostaglandin dehydrogenase [NAD(+)]-like
Exons: 8
Coding region: 55-864 (269 amino acids)
Cellular component (GO): cytoplasm
Molecular function (GO): oxidoreductase activity, acting on the CH-OH group of donors, NAD or NADP as acceptor
Source: RefSeq, a predicted model, not a curated record
CAGUCAUUGAGUUAAACAUCUCGUUGGUUGUCUGCGUUUGGGUGCACAGGAGUGAUGAUGGAUAUUCAAGAUAAAGUUGCUGUCGUGACUGGAGGAGCUCAGGGUUUGGGCAAAAGCUUUGUAGAAAUACUCCUGAAAAAUGGGUCAAAGGUGGCCAUCAUCGAUGUGAAUGAAUCACUGGGAAAUGAGCUGAAGAUCACACUUGAGAAAGAAUAUGGACCAGACAGGGUUGAAUUUUACACUGCUGAUGUCUCAUCAAAUAAGGAAUUUGCAGGAGCUUUUCAGAAAAUUGUGGAAAAGUUUGGCAGCAUACAUAUUGUGUGCAACAAUGCAGGGAUCCUGAAUGAAAAUGAAUGGGGAAAUGCUGUUGCAAUAAACCUGGGUGGAGUGGUAAGGGGAACAUAUCUGGCUCUAGAACAUAUGAAAGAACAUUGUGUUAACGAAGGAGUCAUUGUCAACAUUUCAUCCAUUGCAGGUCUGGAACCAUUGCCAGCAGCACCAGUCAACACAGCAGCCAAUCAUGGAGUGGUGGGGUUCACCCGUGCUAUAGCAGCUGCUAUUAAGUUGUUCAACUCUGGGGUACGGAUCAACGUUCUCUGUCCGGGUUUAGUGAAUACAAACCUUGUGUCCACCUCAACUUCAGAGGACAAUUUUGGACGUUUUUCUAAGUUAAAGUUAAAGACUGAGGGGGCAAUGGAGAAGUACGCCUGUCUAGAGACUGAUAUCACCAAGGCCUUCCUUGAUCUUGUGACAGAUGAGAGCAAGAAUGGAGAAGCUCUGGUAAUUCAGAGUGAGGGUACAAAGUACAUUCCCUUACCUCAACGUAUCAAGGCAAUGCUAACUUCUGCAGCCAAUAAAGAGUAACAAAUCAGUGGAUGGAUUUUAAUUUGAGAUUAAGUGCUUUAACAGAGCUUGUAAACUUAUUUUUGGCCUAUUAAUCAA